AACCAGAGAUCAAUCAAAAUGUAUCUUCAGAUGACAAGGAAAUGUCUAUUCCUGUAGUCACACAAUGUUCGUUACAAAAUCCCUCGAAAAUACUCCUAUCUACCGCAAUAAUACACGUAGAAGAUUCAAGGGGCAAGGCUCAUGCCUGCCGAGCAUUAUUAGAUAGCGGCUCGCAGCUAAAUUUUGUAACUGAGGAUUUCGCCAAAAGUACAAUUGACGAUCUUAACAAGGCCAUCUCCAAAUUUUGGCAAGUAGAAGACAAUUAUCGUCAUAACACAAAUGUCUUUUCACCUGAGGAGCUCGCUUGUGAGACACUUUUUCAGGAAAGCACUCUGCGAAAUGAUGAGGGUAGGUUCAUCGUCAAACUUCCCAUCAGAAAUGAUAUAAUCUCGCAAGUAGGCGAAUCCAGAGAAAUUGCAGAACGUAGAUUUUUCGCAUUGGAAAGACGAUUAUCGAAACAACCUGAUAUUUAUGAGGAGUAUCGUAGAUUUAUGCGUGAAUAUCAGGACCUUAAUCACAUGAAUCCGAUUGAAGUAACAGCAGAGCAUGAUAACAAUAUUCAAUAUUAUUUGCCUCAUCACGCAGUUCUGAACAAUACAAGCACCACAACCAAGCCGCGUGUUGUCUUUGACGCCUCGUGCAAAUCUAAGUCGGGAAAGUCAUUAAAUGACGCUUUGCUUGUUGGUCCUACCAUCCAACAGGAUUUAUUCUCAAUCUUAUCUCGUUUUCGUACAUUUCGCUUUGCAAUGACAGCCGACAUUGCAAAGAUGUAUAGACAAGUUCUUGUUGAUCCAUCUCAGCGAUGCCUUCAACGUAUUUUUUGGCGUGAUACUCCACAGCAUAAGUUGAAAACGUUCGAACUCGCCACUAUAACAUAUGGCACAGCUUCAGCAUCAUUCUUAGCUAUACACUGUUUACAAGAACUCGCACAAGAGGGUUCGACUUUAUUUCCAAUAGGAUCAAAAAUCAUUUUGAGAGAUUUUUAUGUUGAUGAUAUGCUCACUGGUGCUUCCACUCUAAAUGAGGCUUUACAUAUCAAGGAGCAAACAAUGGCCUUACUUCAAAAAGGUGGCUUCAAAUUAAGAAAGUGGUUCUCGAAUAAUUCUCUACUGCAAGACGAGUGUCUUGCAAUUGACAAGGAAAUUGAUGCGGGAAAUGAAUGUGAUAAAACUCGUGCCUUAGGAGUGUUUUGGAAUUGCAAACGAGACACUUUCAACUUUGUAAAUUCUAAUAAUUAUCAAUCAUCAAUAAAGCCAACCAAACGAAACAUUUUAGCGAGAAUUGCAUCAAUCUUUGAUCCCUUGGGAUUUUUAGGCCCUGUAAUAGUAGUUGGAAAGCUUAUCAUGCAGGAAUUAUGGUUGCUAAAAAUCGAUUGGGAUGAAUCAAUUCCCAUGGAUCUUAUCACGAAAUGGCAAGAUUAUGAGCAGCAAUUAAAAUGCUUAAGCAAUAUUGAAAUACCCGCAAGAUAA
Molecule: messenger RNA, 1469 nt
Organism: Linepithema humile (Argentine ant)
Lineage: Eukaryota; Metazoa; Arthropoda; Insecta; Hymenoptera; Formicidae
Source: RefSeq, a predicted model, not a curated record